ACGUGGCAGUCGCUUGCGUUACUUGCGAGGACAAGAGCAGUGACUCAAAUUCUGGGAUUUGACUGUUAGUUGGUUUCUUCGGCUUUCCCACUAUAGGUAACUGCUUUUUUCCCAGCAGCCAAACAGGCAAGCAAAAUCAAUGGUCAAUUAUCUAGGCUUCUCUUUUAUAGUAUUGUGGACAUGAAAGAGAGGAAUACUACUUCGACACUCAAGCGCAUUUUAGUGAACUGUGCUGCCCAGGCAAAAGAGUAUGGGGGAUGUGUUGCUGCAAAGGUUCCAGAAAUUGAGCGUGAUAUUUGCCUGAAAGAAUUUCUUGCAUUGAAGAAUUGCAUGCAGAAUACGCUUCGUGGAAAGGUUUAGGCACUCAUCUUUUAAUAAUUUAGGCAUCUACUGAAGCAAGCAGUUUUAAACACUCAGUGUGGUGGAAAUACAGCAAUAACAGUUGCAUCCAAAAACCCAAAAAAGGACGCAACACUUUCUUGGGGAUGUGUUAGUGAAGCAUAUAGCUCUGGCUUAGGUUUUGCGCACUUCAAUACUUGCCAGAUACUAUCUUAUUUUGUUCUCAAGUUUGGGAAGCAAAAAAGUAUGUCUGGGAAAGCAUCGAGUUCACAGCAUACUGUUAGUUUUAGUGGGUCUGGUGGUCUGUCGCAUGUUUAUGUUCAAUAUCCGCCUCUACAAUGUAGAAUUCCAGGAUCAAGGGGUUUAUACUAUGAUGAUGGGAGUAAGUUGCUGCUUGCCCCAACAUCUAAUCAGGUGUUUUCUUGGAAAACUGUUCCCUUUGAUCCACAUGUUGCGCCUGUAUCCGAUACAAUAAGUGAAGGUCCCAUCUUAUCUAUUCGAUAUUCUUUAGAUGCAAAGUUCAUAGCAAUCCAACGAUCUAGUCAAGAGCUACAGAUUUGGCAUAGAGAAUCUGGGGGAACCUUCAGUCACAAGUGUAGGUCAGAGUCAGAGAGUAUACUGGGAUUCUUUUGGACUGAUUGUCCACUUUGUGAUUUUGUACUUGUGAAAACAAGUGGGCUCGAUUUGCUUACCUGUGAUUAUGAGUCAAAAUUGCUUGACUUGGUGGAGACAAGGAGAUUGAAUGUCAGUUGGUAUGUCUAUACACAUGAGAGUCGUUUGGUUCUUCUUGCUUCAGGAAUGCAAUGCAAGACAUUCACUGGAUUUCAGCUCUCAUCUGCUGGAGUUGUUCGCUUGCCAAGGUUUGAGAUGGCAAUGGCCAAACCUGAGGCUAACAAUAAGCCUGUCCUGGCUGCGGAAGAUAUCUAUAUUGUGACUGUUUAUGGGAGAAUAUAUUGCAUGCAAAUUGACAGAGUAGCAAUGCUGCUACACUCAUAUAGAUUUUAUCGUGAUGCUGUUGUACAACAGGGUUCCUUGCCAAUUUAUUCUAGCAAGAUUGCAGUUAGUGUAGUUGAUAAUGUACUGCUUGUUCAUCAAGUCGACGCAAAAGUUGUUAUAAUCUAUGACAUAUUUGCUGAUUCUCGAGCACCCAUCUCUGCUCCACUUCCACUACUGUUUAGAGGUUUCCCUAGGUCCAAUUCUUCUUCCUCUCGGUUUAGUGGUGAUGAAAGUGCAGAGGCCAACAUAGGUGAUCAUGAAGCAAUCAUUUAUGGAGAUAACUGGACAUUUCUUGUUCCUGACCUUGUAUGCGAUAUUGCUAACAAUUUGUUGUGGAAGAUCCAUCUAGACUUAGAGGCAAUUUCUGCAAGUAGCUCUGAAGUUCCUUCAGUGCUAGAGUUCCUGCAGCGACGGAAGUUGGAAGCUAAUAAGGCUAAACAGCUGUGCCUGGCAAUAUUACGUACUGUCAUCUUGGAAAGGAGACCAGUGUCCAUGGUUGCCAGGGCAAUAGAUGUACUUGUUAGCAACUAUUCCCACUCAAUCAAAACGGGCAGCUAUCUUAAGGGAAUAAAAGUGGAGAAGACUUCAGUUUCCAGUGGGGAACAUGUAAGUAGUCCCAGGUCCACUGCCAAUAUAUCUGCAAGUGGGAUUGAUACACUUGGAAAAUCAUAUGAACAUGAAUCUGGUACCAGAGUUGAGAAAGAAUCCUUCAACAGAUCUUCAAAUAUUUCCACUUCAGACUCUGAAGAUGGCACACAUUUUGAAUCCUUAAAGACCACCACAAGAAGUCUUCAAAAGGUGGACAAGGUUAACAUAUUGAUUACUGAAAGUGUUAGCAGUGAAGUUCAGCCAUCGUCUUCUCAGAAUCAGCGUCCUGGACUUGGUAACAACCCACUAAAUGCUAGUAUUUCCGAGCGGCAGGAACUGCUACUUACUUCACCGGCAAUUUCACCUGAUGAGAUGUAUAGCUUUGUGUUUGCUCCAGUCGAGGAAGAGAUGGUGGGAGAACCAUCUUACUUGGUUUCCGUCAUUGUUGAAUUCCUUCGCAGCACAAAUUUGGAAAAGAUUAAGGUUCAUCCCAACCUCUAUGUGCUGACUAUACAGCUUCUAGCGCGCAAUGAGCGGUAUACAGAACUCACAUUGUUCAUCGUAAACAAGGUUCUUGAGCCCUCAAAAGAAGUAGCAAUGCAACUCCUAGAGUCAGGUCGACAAAAUUUCCAAAUCAGGAAGUUGGGUCUGGAUAUGGUGAGACAUCUCUCCUUUCAUCAUGAUUAUGUGGUGCUACUCGUGCAAGAUGGGUACUACCUUGAAGCAUUGCGCUAUGCAAGGAAGCACAAGGUCAAUACUGUCCGGCCUUCAAUGUUUCUUGAAGCAGCUUUAGCCUCCAAUGAUUCACAACAUCUUGCUGCAGUUCUGAGAUUCUUUUCAGACUUCAUUCCUGGAUUUAGAGACACAUCGGAUCACCAUACCUACCACCGCAUUCUUAGCGAGAUGAACUCAGCCAUUGCUACUUGAAUGUCAAUGAUUAUGGUUUUUUAGUAUAAAAACCAACAUUAUCUAGCUAGAGAGAGAGAAGAGAUGCAUCUAUAUUUAUUCCCCUGGUUGACGGCUGAUUGUAUUUCUGUUGAUGUUUCAAACGUGUGAGACCAGAAGAAAGAUUAGUGAAGUGUUGUGGGAAUGAUGAGUGGAUAGAUAUUUACAGACGGCAAUGAAGUGUGGAUAAACAUAGAAUUUUUAUUGAUCGACUGUAGAAUAGUUGUCAA
Messenger RNA from Manihot esculenta (cassava), 3098 nucleotides. Its product is annotated as regulator of MON1-CCZ1 complex. Bases 586 to 2850 code for a protein of 754 amino acids. Gene Ontology annotation, cellular component: Mon1-Ccz1 complex; lysosomal membrane; late endosome membrane. The transcript is spliced from 15 exons. Lineage: Eukaryota; Viridiplantae; Streptophyta; Magnoliopsida; Malpighiales; Euphorbiaceae. Gene Ontology annotation, biological process: regulation of autophagy. The record is from RefSeq and is a predicted model, not a curated record.